Messenger RNA from Prunus persica (peach), 633 nucleotides. RefSeq names its product probable WRKY transcription factor 33. The record is from RefSeq and is a predicted model, not a curated record. Gene Ontology annotation, molecular function: sequence-specific DNA binding; DNA-binding transcription factor activity. NCBI's taxonomy places the organism in Eukaryota, Viridiplantae, Streptophyta, Magnoliopsida, Rosales, Rosaceae. The transcript has 5 exons. Gene Ontology annotation, biological process: regulation of DNA-templated transcription. The coding region runs from base 1 to 633 and encodes 210 amino acids.
AUGGAGGCAUUGGGCAAACAAAUCAAAAGGAGUGGUUUGGUACAAAAUCAAAUUGAGAUUGCAGUAACUGAACCUGUAUCACCUAGAGUUGGAUUGGAUGGCCUCUCCUUAGACAUUGCGACAAGCUUUGGAAAUAUGCAGAGUAGCAAACCUGACGGUGCUCUAAAGCUUGAUUAUAUGCAUUGCACUCAAUUGUCUCAGUAUGUGAGCGAACUAACGUUAGAUGAUGGGUUCAAUUGGAGAAAAUAUGGGCAGAAAUCAGUGAAAGCCUCAAUUAGAGAGGAUGCUUUUGAGCAAAACUCUCUAAUCAUAGAUUUAGGAGGAGCUGCAGAUGAAAGUGAUCAUGAGGCCAAAAUAUGGAAUGUAGAAAAUGCAAACAAUCAAACCUCAUCAGAUUUUGAGGGUAGAAUUUUUAGAAAACCUAGACUUCUGGUGCUGACAAGAAGUGAUAUUGAGAACUUGGAUGAUGAGUAUAAAUGGAAGAAAUAUGGAAUGAAAGUAUUGAAAGGAAAUCCAAAUUCAAGUAACCACUACAAAUGCGCAUUUGUAGGAUGUCCAAUGAGGAAAUGGGUCGAGCGAGCAUCACAUGACUUAAGGGUUGUGAUCAAAACAAUUGUGAUCAAGUUAGAUUAG